AUGGAAGCGGCGGCGAUCGCCGCACACCGACUAGCCUGUGAACUGAAGUGGAAAGAGGGGACUGCGCAUACUAAGUUCCCCAGCGGCAUGCUGACCGACUCCAUCUUCGGAAUGAGGCAGGAUAGGAUGCCAGCAGUUCGGGCCCUGGACAGGCGCUUUAAAGUGCAGGUCACAGGGCUCGCGGACGAGAUUGAACCCGGAGCAUCGGUUCAGGCCUGGGACGGGGACGUCUGGUUCACAGAUGGCUCCAAGACGGGCACGAGCUCCGGUGCGGGCAUUGUUUGCCGACAGAGGAGGGUGGCAGAGAGCCUGCCCCUGGAUGGGUACGCCACGGUUUUCCAGACGGAGAUCGUGGCAAUCCUAAGAUGUGCCCAACUGGCCCUGGAAGUGAAGGAGACGGUUGGGCGCGUGAGAAUAUGUUCGGACAGUCAAGCUGCCAUCAAGGCACUUGAAGCCCCGAUCUACACCUCGCGGCUGGUCUGGGACUGCAGAAAUGCACUGGAGAAGCUGGCAAAGGACAAAGAAGUUAUCGUGACCUGGGUCCCCGGUCACUCGAGGAUUGAGGGCAAUGAAGAGGCCGACCGGCUCGCCAGAGCCGCAUCAAGAAUGGAGGUGUUCGGGCCGGGACCGGUGCUGGGGGUCCCUUUCUGCCUUGGCAGGGAGAGGCUUCGGGCCUGGCUGCGGAACGAGCACCUCGAGUCUUGGAAAAAUGAGCUGGGGGCAGGCCGGAGCUCUACUGGGGGAUACACCCAGCGAGGGCCUAGUCCGGGACAUAAGGUCCUUGAGCAGAAGGGACGCUAGGCUAGCGGUGCAAAUACUGACUGGCCAUGGAGCCCUUAAUUACCACAUGCACAGGCUGGGCCGUUCCGAUACGACUGAGUGUAGGGCCUGUGGGGAGGAAGAGGAGACAAGUCUCCACAUUCUUUGCGACUGCCCGGCCUACGCGGGGCUAAGACUAAAACUACUAGGCUCGGCUUUUCCCGAGCCAGGGCAGAUUAGUAGGCUACCUAUGAGGGACCUGAGCCUCUUCUGGAGGGAAUCGGGGCUCCCAUAGGCGGCAAACGACUGGAGGGUGACACAAUGGGCAUCAGCCUGCGUGUCGUUGGCGGAUCUUCGAUUCGAGGACCGCCCCCUCUGACUCCAUUAUUAUUAUUAUUAUUAUUAUGUGCGUUACAGCAACCUAAUGGUAAAUUAUCAUUGAUCUUUUUCUGCAGCUGAGGAUACUGCUGAUUAUAAAACCGCUGAUUUUCUGCAGGAAAUAACGAUUGUUCAUUUAACCUGUUACAAAUUUGUUGUAACGGUUUAUCAAAUUUUCUGAGAAGUUUUUUUUAGAGUGAAAAGAUAGUUUUCAAAUGGGAAAGCACUAAAAGAAUCUAGGAGUCCCAAUCUUUUUGCAUCAGCAGGUAAAUGUAUUACAGUAUGCAUGUUAUAAGUAACAUUUUGUGGUCCAUACAGAAUGCUCAUGUUUUGAACGAAAUAUACCAAAAGAUCAUGUGCAUAUUCGUUAUUCUUUUCAUAAUCGUCAAUGCUACAUAAAAUUCUCAUCGCACAAUUUAAGGCAUUAAAAUGUAGAUAUUUUUCAUUAGGCAGCACAUUUCUAAGAACCAGCGGUCCUAAAUAUAGAAGAAAAGUGCGAUGUUGAGUCGCUUUCCAUCUGUGAAAAUCAUCCAAAUCAAAAUAUUUUCGAGCGAAUUCUGUUGGAAUACAUUUUGACACAGUUUUCAGUGCAUCAGACAAAACAUUAAGAUGACCUUGCAUCACUCUGGAAAUUUUUGAUCUGUCUAGCCACAAUUUCAGAAGUUGCUUGUUUAUACCGAGACAAGAAUUAUGCAUGUAGCCUACAGGAAAAUGACUCACCAUUGGAACUGAAAUCACUUCAAAUGGCGAUAAAACACCUUGAAGGUGAUGUUCAGUGCAUUUCCCACAGGCAAAGUGUCCAUUGUGCGAUUUUGUGCAAGUAACAUAUGCUCGAGCUGGAGCAUCACAAAUGACAGCACGGAUAUUGAUUUGCCGGGGCUGUUCGUUGAAAAAGAAUCCAUUGUUUUUUAAAUUUAAAUAUUCAUUCACAAAUGGUUGAAGAAAUUCGCAUAAAGGAGCUUUUUGGUAACCAUGAUAAACACCGAUGACGAAUGGUGCAAAUGGCAAAUCAGAAAUCCUGCCUAAAAUCGCCCAAAGCUGACUCUUUGAGCUUUUCGAAAUUGGUAAGCCAUCAAUAUUUAUGCCCAAAUGAAUUAUAUCCCGAUAAUUAAAAGCAUGAGGAAAGCGACUACCAAUUGAUGUAAGCGCUUUUAAUAAGCCGUAGUGACCUUUGGAAAGAGUUCUAAUAUUAUGAGCCUGGAUAUACCUGGUCUUGGGGUAUUCAAAAGUGUUCGUGCAUCCCGAGGUAAAUCAUUAUGCCCAUGUCUUGACAGAAUUUGUAAUAAUGAUGUUAAUGCAUUUUGAUUAAUUUGAAAUUCAUUUGCCCAUUUACACAGUUCACCUGCCAAAGGCAAAUGCAUAUUUUCCGGAUGCGGGUUAAUUUGAAAUUCGUCAUCACUGACGAUGCUUGUGUCGUAUGAUGAAACACUAUUAGAAUUGUAUGUGUCAGAGUGACUAAUAUCUGAUGAAGCAUCAUUGACCUGCAUCAUAUUUGAUUGAUCUUCAAUCUCAUCAAAUUCUAAAGCCAAUGAACAUGAUGGACCACCAAUUGGAUUAUCGUCAACAUUUGGAAGUACAGCCGGCUGAGAAGCUACUUCACGAUCCAAAUUGUAAGAAAGUAAAGUUCGCCGGUUUUGUUGACGUUUCGACAAAUUAAAAAAUUUUUUGGGCAUUUUCAGAGACAAUAAAUAAUCUUAAUAAACGUACAAAACCUACAAAA
Solenopsis invicta (red fire ant) is the source of this 2857-nucleotide messenger RNA. RefSeq lists its product as uncharacterized. Gene Ontology annotation, molecular function: nucleic acid binding; RNA-DNA hybrid ribonuclease activity. The transcript has 2 exons. The record is from RefSeq and is a predicted model, not a curated record. Bases 1 to 801 code for a protein of 266 amino acids. NCBI's taxonomy places the organism in Eukaryota, Metazoa, Arthropoda, Insecta, Hymenoptera, Formicidae. Gene Ontology annotation, biological process: DNA replication, removal of RNA primer.